AUGGGGCUCCUGGCGAAGCUGCUGCUGGUGCUGGGGCUGUGCGCGGGCGGGCGGGCGCUGGGUGCCCCCCGCGGCUGCCCCGCCGCCUGCAUCUGCACCUCCGACGUGCUGAGCUGCAGCCGGCGGGCGCUGCUGCAGGUGCCCCGCGCGCUGCCCCGCACCGCCACCGCGCUGGACCUCAGCCACAACGGCCUCACGCAGCUCCGCGACGGCUGGCUGGCCGCCCUGCCGCACCUCGAGGCCCUCCACAUGGGCCACAACCAGCUCGAGGAGCUCUCGGCGCGCGCCUUCCACAACGGCUCCCGCCUGCGCCACCUCGACAUGUCCUCCAACCGCCUGCGCGCCGUCCGCGCCCACUACUUCGCCGCGCUCGUGAGCCUCGAGGAGCUCCUGCUCUACGACAACCGCAUCGCCCGCGUCGAUGAGGGCGCCUUUGCCGGGCUCAGCGGCUUGCGGAAGGUUUACCUGAGCUGGAAUAACCUCACCCAUUUCCCCUUCCGCUCCGUGCACGGGCUCGGSAACUACAGCCUCCGCACGCUGGACCUCUCCUCCAACAACCUGAGCAGCGUCCCCGUGGAGGAGCUGGCGGCGCUGCCCGAAAACGUCCGCAACGGCCUCUACCUGCACAACAACCCCGUGACGUGCAGCUGUGCCCUCUACCUGCUGCUGCGCCGCUGGAAGCAGCAGGGCUUCCGCUCCGUGAAGGACUUCUCCGAGGAGCACACCUGCAAGGUCUCCGACCACGUGCCCCGCUCGCUCAUUCGGUUCCUCAAGUACAGCCAGAUGUUUGAGAACUGCUCCGGCGGCCCCGAGGACGCCCCGCGCGCCCGGCCCUUCCCGGCGCUCGUGAGCCAGACCCUCCUCAUCACCUGCAACGCCAGCCUGCCGCCGGCGGCCCCCACCUACAUGUGGAUCACGCCGCACCACGAGCCCGUCAAGCAGCCCGGCAACAGCAACCGCUCCUUGGAGGUCUACAGCAACGGCAGCCUCAAGAUCUCGGCGGCCAAGCCCUGGCACUCGGGGGUUUACGUGUGCCUGGCCAUCAGCAGCCCCCAGAACUUCAGCCGCAUGUGUGAGGUCAACGUCACCGUCCACUACCCCAAGCCGGACGGCGAGACCUUCAGCACCGGCCUCACCACGCUCCUGGGCUGCAUCGUCAGCCUGCUGCUGGUGCUCGUUUACCUGUUCCUCACGCCGUGCCGCUGCCUGAGGUGCUGCAAGAAGGCGGCGCCGCGGAGCCCUCCGCAGGAGUGCAGCGCCCAGUCCUCCAUCCUGAGCGCCACGCCGCCGGCCACCGAGGCGCCCAACCGCAAGGCCAGCGCCCACAAGCACGUGGUCUUCCUGGAGCCCCUCAGGGAGACGCACAACGGCAAGAUCCGCCUGGCCCUGGGCGAGGACUUCCCCGACGCCAAGCACCCCAAGGUGCUGCAGCUCAAGUCAGACUCRGAGUCCAUCAGCUCCGUCUUCUCCGACACCCCCAUUGUGGCGUAGYGGAGCUCUCACAAGAGCCGGAGCCUCCUGAGAACCACGUCUGAGAGCCGUGGUCUCCAUCGCUGCUGGAGGAGGGUUAUUAGGCACCCCUUAAUCCCUCCCUUGACCGCUAGCUGCGA
Messenger RNA from Nothoprocta perdicaria, 1610 nucleotides. It is a transcript of the gene AMIGO3, whose product is annotated as adhesion molecule with Ig like domain 3. Lineage: Eukaryota; Metazoa; Chordata; Aves; Tinamiformes; Tinamidae. Gene Ontology annotation, molecular function: protein binding. Gene Ontology annotation, biological process: brain development. The coding region runs from base 1 to 1491 and encodes 496 amino acids. The transcript has a single exon. The record is from RefSeq and is a predicted model, not a curated record.